Messenger RNA from Hippopotamus amphibius kiboko, 629 nucleotides. RefSeq names its product sperm-associated antigen 11B-like. Bases 58 to 396 code for a protein of 112 amino acids. NCBI's taxonomy places the organism in Eukaryota, Metazoa, Chordata, Mammalia, Artiodactyla, Hippopotamidae. Gene Ontology annotation, biological process: antimicrobial humoral immune response mediated by antimicrobial peptide. The record is from RefSeq and is a predicted model, not a curated record. Gene Ontology annotation, cellular component: extracellular region. The transcript has 3 exons.
UCCUGCUGCCCGCCCGCGCCCAGCCCUGGACGUCCCAGCUGCAGUCCCCUCAGCGACAUGAAGCAAUUCCUCCCUCCAUCCACCCUCCUCCUUGUGGUCCUGCUCUUUCCAGGAUUGUCCAGUGUCACAUGUGCUGACCAGCAGGACACUGAGGGUCCCAGGGGACCAAAGGAAGCAUCCCCGGGACAAGGAACAAAUGGGUCUCACGUGUUACAUCACCAAGUAAAACGCCAGCACUUAGCUCGCACAGCCCCCUUCUCAGACGUUGAAACAGAUCUCAAAGUUGUCAACUGCAGGAGAAGUGAGGGCAGAUGUCAAAAAUUUUGUAAUUAUAUGGAAUUUCAACUAGGCUAUUGCCCUAAAAACAAAGAUGCCUGCUGUUUACCUCAGAACUGAGGAUGCCGACAUGGAAGCCAGAGCUUUGUCCACUGCCUGUUCUCCUAGGCCAUCAACCCAGAUGCAGGUGUUUUGGAGAAGGAGCUGAGCAGAGAGGGGCUGAGACUGUGUCAUCCGUGCCAGACAGUCUAAACAUUUUACUGCAGCAAAAGAAAAGUCAAAAACUGCUACACAUGAUCUUCUGACGUGAUCUUAGAGAAAGUGACUUAGCUUCAGAUGUACAAUAUCUUCCA